Messenger RNA from Cyclopterus lumpus (lumpfish), 3079 nucleotides. RefSeq names its product chromosome 22 C14orf180 homolog (gene c22h14orf180). Gene Ontology annotation, biological process: positive regulation of Golgi to plasma membrane protein transport. Lineage: Eukaryota; Metazoa; Chordata; Actinopteri; Perciformes; Cyclopteridae. The record is from RefSeq and is a predicted model, not a curated record. Gene Ontology annotation, cellular component: transport vesicle; trans-Golgi network; plasma membrane. The coding region runs from base 302 to 1351 and encodes 349 amino acids. The transcript has 9 exons. Gene Ontology annotation, molecular function: connexin binding.
GGGAGGAGGGAGGGGAAUGGAUCUUUUCUAUGUGAGUCGCCGGAGCUCCCUCAGCCUGCUCUUUACCACCUGUCCUUGACUUACAGUGCUCAGACGAGACUGAGUGGAAGCUGUGGUGUUCACUCCGCCGUCUGGCUCCGCUCUGUCUGUGUUUAUGUGAACAGCUGCAUUUUUUUAAAUCUUUCACUGUGUGUGUGGCUGUUUCUUUCUACCUGUGGUGCUUCAGUGGAGGGGCGAAAAAAGGAACGUCGGCCGGUGGAGCUCAGAUGGGAGGCAGCGCUGGGUCUGUCUAGGACUGGGGAUGCUGAACAGGGGGAGGGAGGGCCUGUUUGAGCUGGGGCAGCAGCUCCAGCAGCAGGGGGAGUAUCAGGCCGCUCUCCACUGCUUCCUCAGCUGCCUGUUGGGACUGACCCAUGUACAGAGCUUCACCUAUUUGCCCAACUGCCUACACCAGAUUGCAGAACUCUUCAUCACUGAAAAGAAUUAUGAGAAGGCCCUCCAGUUCAUCCAGGCUGAGAAAAUGUUCUAUGAGGUGGCAUUGAUCGAGCUCACAACUCUUCAUGGGAGCACAGGGCCUCAGGAGGAGGCGACGCUGGGCUCUGGAGGAUGGACAACCCCAGAGGAGCUUUCGGAGCAAGCCUCCCAGGCACAGCAACUCGAACGGCUGGCCCAGCUCUGCAUCAUGAGCAAACAACCACAUCUUGCUUUAGAAUACAGCGGUAAGGCUGCAAAGAUCCACCAGAGGGCCUUUGGUAAUGACCACCCCAUCACAGCCAGAAGCCUGGAGCUUAUGGCUACUGUCUAUGCUGAGAUCGGCAAGACUGAAUAUUCAGACUCCCUGGGUCAGUGUGUAUCUGCACUGUCCAAACGCUUUGCUGCUGCAGAGUCCAUCCGAGACACCGUCAGCUGUAUUCCUCAUUCCCACCGGGAGAAACACUCAGAGGUCCGCCACAGAAAGGACACCCACCACCAACAGGAGGAGGCACUGGAUCCUAAGCUGUAUCUGAUGCAGGUAACCAAUGGCAAAGUCCCCUCCUCCAUUCUAAAGAGACCCAGUCCCAACUCCGGGUCAGACACAGAACCAAACCACAGACGGAAAGGCAAGCGGAGGGUUCGAUUCAGGGAGCCAGAGACCACAGUACAUGCCUAUGAGACGACAGCGUCCCGCCCCCACCUCGCCCUGUUCACCUGCCUCUUCCUGCUGAUGUCAUUCCUGGGUGUGGCCAUGUACUGCACAGACCAACGGCGCCCACAGCGAGUGUGUGAGGAGCUGGAGGACGGUCUGUCUGUCUACCUGCUGCAUAUGAAACGGCUUGUGUGGGGCUGCUGGAUAUGGCUGACCAUGCAGUGACUGAGACCCGCCACAGGUGGAGACAUGGGGCCUCCUUUAAUUUUUUCAGAGCCCUGUUUUUUUCCUGUCUCUGAAGGAGCCUACAAGAGCCUACAAACACCUCGGCCUUUUGGCAAGGCUCUGUCUGUGCUGUUCAACCACUCGCAGUGAAAAAGGGAACAUGUUUAUUCCCAGAAAAAUGUAGCUUCCAUGGCUUUAUGUACAAAUGUGCUAAGGUGGUGGGUACGCCACUCCUUAUUUCAUGUGCGAUUUUGCAUUUCUGCAAUGUUGAUGCUCACAUAUACCGCUCAGUGAGUCCCAACAACCAUGUCACUGUCUAAUGUAUGUGAGUGACUGUUUUCAUGGAAUGUAUUGAAACAUGGAAUGUUUCAAUACUGAAACAUGGAAUGUUUUCGUUUUUGGAAUGUAUUGAAACAUGGAAUGUUUCAAUACAUGAUUUGUGUACAUCAGAUAUUACACAGAACUGAAUGUGUAUAAAUGGUUCAAUAUAUAAUAAGGACUAUCAAAAUGUUCUGCCUUGUAAUUGCACAUAAAUGAAUGUAGAGAAGUUUGGAAACAGCUUUGAUUGGAUAACUGUUGGAUAAUUAUCUGUGAGAUAGAAAACACAGGGCUGCAUCACUUCACAGCACCAGGUUGAAUGUCUAGCAGAUGAAAAACACCUCUUUCUUUCCAGACCGUCUGGUCCCCUGUACAAUCGACUGUCUCCAGCUGAUUCCUAGCUCCACUGAGGAAAAAAUCUACAGCACAAUGUUAUGAAUUUUCUCACCUUAUCUAAUAUCGAAGAGAAUAUACUCGUACUGAAUGAAUACUAAUGCUUUUGACAGUGUUCCUCUUUAUAACCGCUUGAAUCUCACAAAAUAUCCUUGAUCCUAAAUGUUAUUUAUUCUUCUAUACUGUAUAUCUGCAUCUACGAAAAUAUCCAACUUCAAACUAUUUCCGUUUUUUUUUAUUACUUUUUGUUACCUGUUAUAUUUCUAUUUAAAAACUAUAAUAUUCAGGUUUUAACCGUGAUGACAAAGGCUCAUCAAGCUUUGGACAAAAAUAAUAUGUAUCAUUUGUAUCAAGUUCAUUGCCAUUAAUAUGAGGCCAAACAGAAAUAUGACCAUUGAUGAUGAUUCUGUAUAUUAUUUUGCGAGUCCCUUUAUCAAAUGAAGCAACAACAAAAAAGAUAGAAAUCACACAAAUGGAUUAUAGGAAUCAUUGGGCACAGAUCCCAAAGACCUCUCAUUAUUAGCAAUAACACACAUGACAUGGUUUCCAGUAAAACAUCUUUAUAUAACAGGUUUCAGGGAAAUUGUUGGAUUAGAGGUUUUGCGUUUGAAUGUCAAAGCAAUAUCAGGCUAAUACACCUGUGUAGAAGAAAGAAACACUCUCUGCUCUGUAUUGUCAAACUAAAUUGUCAUUAGCAAUAAAACAAUACCCAGUGAACUCAUGUCCUGCAUAUACACAUUUAUCUUAGAAGCUGCAUUUCCCGGCUGUCCAAACGUUUAUGGUCACUUUGUAAGAAGUGCCUUUAUGGAAGGUUUUCUUAGUUCCUACCGUGUUAUGAUUUCAGUUGUUUUGAAUAAAACUGUCAUUGCCUAUCAAGGUCAAGGAGCUGAUUUGCUAUCUUCCUGUAAUCUCUGGCCAUAUGCGAGUGUGUGAUGUGAAUGUAACAAGGAGAGGUGCGUGCAGGGACAUUUGUGCGUCUACUCACAGUAAUACCGUAUAUUGGUUGUCGCCUAUAAA